This is a messenger RNA of Sebastes umbrosus (honeycomb rockfish), 1605 nucleotides long. RefSeq lists its product as uncharacterized. The transcript has a single exon. The coding region runs from base 89 to 1525 and encodes 478 amino acids. The record is from RefSeq and is a predicted model, not a curated record. NCBI's taxonomy places the organism in Eukaryota, Metazoa, Chordata, Actinopteri, Perciformes, Sebastidae.
ACUGGCACAGGUCUUGAGAAGGGACAAACAAAUCAAUGGGGUGGGAGUACCAGGGAGUGGGGGACUCACAACAAAAUGUAUUUUAUAUAUGGACGACAUCAACAUUUUAUGCACUGACCUUUUAUCUGUCAACAGGACGCUGGACUUGACUGACUGGUUUGGACGGGCCUCUGGGUCAAAGCUGAACCGAAGCAAGACCCAAGCCCACUUUUAUGGACCUUGGACAGCGACUGAGACGACAGGACUCCCCCUGACUGUGACCCAGACCGACCAAAAGAUACUUGGAGUCAAAUUUGACAGGGAGGGGGGAGGGAAAACAAAUUGGCCAGACAUGGUAGGGAAAGUUAGGCAAAAACUGGGGUACUGGAGACUUAGGGGACUGACUUUAGAAGGAAAGGUUUUAAUCAUCAAAGCAGUGAUUUUACCCUUGCUUUUACUGAUCAGUUCUGUUUUUAUCCCACCCAGAAGAGUGCUUUUAGACUUGGAACGAGCCAUGUUUUAUUUCCUGUGGGGGUCCAAGUGGGAACGUCUGAGGAGAAGCGUGAUGAAGAAGCCGAAAGAGAAAGGAGGAAAAGGAGUGCCGGACCUCCAUUUGUUUUUAGGGAGCAGAUACACAGCCAUUCACAUCAAAGCUGCUACAACCCCAUCCAGAAACCCAAAGACUGCAGCAAUGACACGGUUCUGGAUGGGGUUCUACCUCAGGAGAUUAAAGAUUUUACCCACUGAUCUUAGAGUACCCGUGUCUUUUAGCCUACCCCCAGCCUACGAUUUUAUUCAGACAUUUUUAAGACAUUUUAAGCUUGAGCACGAGGAGUUGCAGAUUUUAACUAACCACCGCUCUCUGAUUUCUGUUGUGCAGGAGAGGGAACCAGUGAGUCCAGUGCGCGGGCUCGCAUUCGGCGAGCCCUCAACAGUUUGGCGCAACGUAAACCAUUCUGCUCUCCCAAACAGACUCCGGGACCUGUCAUGGAUGGUGGCUCACGAGAUCCUCCCAGUCAGGUCCGUGAUGCACUCCCGGGGCAUGUCGGCGCACUCAACAUGCCCCCGACCAGGUUGUGGCGCGCCUGAGUCGGUGAGGCAUCUGCUCUGGGAGUGCAGCGCUGCCGUGGACCAGUGGGCAAUGGCCGGCUCCUUAAAAUUCCCGUACUUGCCAGCAAGGGAGGUCCUCACAGCACAGCUGGUGCUGUAUGGGGUGAGCCCACAGAAGCAACUACCAGCAUCUGACUUUGUCAAACAGUGGCUCACCCUAGCCGCAAUCAAAGACGCCAUGUGGACCUCCAGAAACUUGCUAGCAAGGAAGCACAAGCAGAUCCCUCCCGUGGCUGUGAUCCAAAUGGCAGUGGCGACGGUCCGGGCGGUCGAAGCUACACGCGGCAUGCCAAGAUCAGAGCCACAAAGAAGAAUCGCCUCUGUGCCCAUUCGGAUGAAGGAGCCGGAGCCACACAAUAAAAGGUCACGGCAGCAGCGGCCUGACUCUCCGGGUGAGGCAGGUGGGAAGGAGCAACAGGGUGGGGAUCUCCUCUGAGCACCACCACAGGAUCCCGAGAGACCCAAUCUGUUUGGGGGAGCGGAAUGAGUCACCCUUGGUAGGGACUCACUCCUCUC